AUGUCAGAUCUGCACCUGGAAGCCACCGGCAACUAUGCAACGUUUGACUUCCCUGUCACAGCACCCUAUUUGUUACUAUCUGGAGAUGUUGGGAGCCUGGCCGACUACAAGGAGUACCUGAGCUUCAUCCGGCGUCAGACAGGACGUUACGCUGCCGUUUUGCUCGUCCUAGGGAACCACGAGUUCCACGGUCUCGACCACAGCACCACACUUGCCAGGGCCAAGGAGCUCGAGGCCGAGCCGUCACUCGGGGGCAGACUUCACGUUCUACACCGGCGCCGGUUCGAUAUCCCUGGUACAAACACGACCAUCAUCGGGUGCACGCUGUGGACCAUGGUCCCGGAGGAAGCGAAGGAGGCAGUCGUGGGGAGAGUCAAAGAUUUUCAGCACAUCGAAGACUGGGGCGUUGAAACACACAACGGAGCUCACGUCGCGGAUUUGAAGUGGUUGAAAGGCCAGCUGAGAGAGGUGCCCGAGGAGACAAGAGUGAUUGUUGCGACGCACCACGCGCCGUCCCUAGAGGGGACAUCGGAGCCUCAGCACAGGGGCAGCCCCUGGUCUUCGGCUUUCGCGACGGGGAUCAUGGAGGACGGGGAAGACUGGAGUCGCGUAGGAUGCUGGGUAUUUGGGCAUACGCAUUACUCGACGGACGUAGUAGUGGAGGGAGUUAGGAUUGUGAGCAACCAGAGGGGAUAUGUUGGGCCUGGGAGAGUUAUCAAAGAGGGGUUUGAACCUGGUAGGCUCAUCGAGAUGUGA
Molecule: messenger RNA, 756 nt
Organism: Colletotrichum higginsianum IMI 349063
Lineage: Eukaryota; Fungi; Ascomycota; Sordariomycetes; Glomerellales; Glomerellaceae
Product: Ser/Thr protein phosphatase
Exons: 1
Coding region: 1-756 (251 amino acids)
Molecular function (GO): hydrolase activity
Source: RefSeq, a predicted model, not a curated record